AAUCAGUAAAUCAUUGAAAAGGAAACAUCAUUUAGUACCCGAUGUGAUUUUGUCCGAAGACCAUAAACCUCAUCAAGUCAAUUUCACUCACUACACAAACCAAACACUUCACUUAGCUUCUGUUUGAGAAAACCCAGAGACUACAUUGUAAAUUGUGAACCCUUUCCUCAUCCAUCACCUUUCUUUCUUUGUUCUGAUCCCAUCAUGGCUGAAAAACUUUAUGGUGGAGCUUACCUCUCUCCCUUUGUUGAUGCUGUUUUGGACAACCUGACUUCAAUACUUGAAGAAGACGACUCUUUCCUCGAAAGCAACAACUUGCUUGUUAGGUUGCAGAAUUGUCUGUAUGAUGUUGGACCUGUUCUUGAUGAUGCUGAGCUGAAGCAGUUCAGUGACAAGAAAGUGAAGAAGUGGCUUGUUGAUCUUCAAGAUGCUCUCUUUAUGGCUGAUGACUUGCUCGACGAACUCUCCACUAAAGCCGCUAUUGCUGCUACUCAAAGGGAUCCAGGUAACUCUUCUUCCUGGUCUCGUCUUGUUGAUUCGUAUAUUGAAGAUAAUGGCCACAUGGAAAAAGUAGUUGGCAAACUAGAGUCUGUUGUAAGACGCAAACGUUAUCUUUGUCUGGAGAAGAGUGCCAAGGUGGAUAUGUCAUGGAGAAUUCCAUCCACAUCUCUCGUUGAACCAUCGGAGAUAUGUGGCAGGAAAGAAGACAAGGAGGCCAUACUGAAACUGUUGUUGGAUGAUGAUGAUGCUGCUGAUGGUGAUUUAUCUGUCAUUCCCAUUGUGGGCAUGGGUGGAAUAGGAAAGACUACUUUGGCCCAAUUGCUUUACCACGAUGACAAAGUGAAGGACAAUUUUGAUUUUCGAGGUUGGGUUUGUGUGUCAGAAGAAUUUGAUGUUGUCAAGGUCACCAAGACUGUAAUCGAGGCAAUAACUUCAAGUUCUUGUAACUUGACAGAUUUGAAUUUACUUCAGCUUCAUUUGAAAGAAAAGUUGUCCAGGCAAAAGUUUUUUAUUGUCUUGGACGAUGUUUGGAAUGAAAACUAUGAUGAUUGGAAUUCACUUCUAAAACCUUUUCAAAAAGGGGUUAAGGGAAGUAAAAUUCUCAUAACUACUAGAAAUAAAAAUGUGGCUUUUGUAGUGCAAACUGUGUCACCUUAUGAACUAAGUUUAUUGUCUGACGAAGAUUGUUGGUUAGUGUUUUCAAAGCAUGCCCGUCUUUCAACUGUUUCUGUGGAGAAUCUAACCCUGGAAAAAAUCGGCAGAGAUAUCGUAAAGAAGUGUGAUGGAUUGCCGUUGGCAGCUCAAGCCCUUGGUGGCAUAUUGCGUGGAAAUUCUGAUAUCAGAGAUUGGAAUCAUUUACUGAAGAGUGAAAUCUGGGAACUCUCCAAUGACAGAAUAAAUGUUGUUCCAGCGUUAAGGAUAAGUUAUUAUUUUCUUCCUCAGUUGAGGUUGAUAUUAAAGCUCGUCAUUUGUCACAUAACGCCAAAGUUGAAGUACCUGAGAGCUUUGUCGUUCGAUAGAUUUCCUCUUGAGUCAGUGCCUGAUUCAAUAGGUGAGUUGAUUCAUCUGCGUUACUUGGAUCUCUCUCGGACGGACAUUGUGACAUUGCCGGAGUCAUUAAGUAACCUAUACAAUUUACAGACCUUGAAGUUGUAUUGGUGUACACAUCUGGAAAUGCUACCUGUUGGCAUGAAAGACCUUGUAAAUUUGCGCCAUCUUGAUAUUAGAGUGACUCAGUUACGUGAGAUGCCAAAAGGCAUGAGCAAAUUAAAAAAUUUGCAGUUUUUAAGUAGUUAUGUUGUUGGAAAGCAUGAAGAAAACAAGAUGAAAGAAUUGGGAGCACUCGUAGAUCUACAGCAAUCUAUUUCCAUUGACAAGUUGGAGAAUGUGGUGAACAGCAAUGAAGCUUCGAUGGCAAGAAUGUUUGAUAAGGAUGGCAUUGAUUCUAUGAUGUUAAGUUGGUCGUGGAACAAAGACGAGAAUACAGUUGAUUCCGAAAUGGAAAGAGAUAUACUUGACAAGUUACGACCUCACACUAAUUUGAAAGAGUUACAGAUCAGGGGUUACAGGGGUACAAGAUUUCCAGAUUGGGUGGGACAUUCUUCCUACCACAACAUCACCAAAAUAAAACUGUAUGCUUGCAGGAGUUGCUGUAUGCUUCCUUCACUUGGACAAUUGCCCUCGUUGAAGAUCCUAUUAAUUUCAGGUUAUAGAAGUCUGGGAAGUGUGGGUGCUGAGUUAUACUUUAACCAGAAUGGUGAAUCUUGUUUGGAGACACCACCAUUCCCAGUGCUUGAAACUCUUAAUUUUGAGUCAUUGGAUGGCUGGAAGGAGUGGCGUUCAUUGGAGUUCAAUGCGUUUCCGAGACUUAGGGAGCUUACUAUACGCCGGUGUCCGAUGUUGAGAGGAGAUUUGCCCAAUCAUCUACCAUCUUUGCAAUCACUUCAGAUUUGGAAUUGUGAGCAGCUGAGUUGUUGUGUUCCAAGAUCUCCUGAAAUGACCUCUUUAUGUAUAGAAGGCGGGAAUGAAGUGAGAAUUGGGGAGCUACCUCCUUUACUGCGUGAGCUAUCAAUUGCAGGAAACUAUCACGUGGAGUCGGCGGUACAGGCCAUAAUGCACAUGCAACUGAGUUGCCUGACGUCUUUAUACAUUGCAGAUUGUUCCUCCCACAUAUGGUUUCCAGUGAGUGCUAUUCCCGCAUCGCUACAACAGUUGACGAUACGGCGUUGCAGAAAACUAAAAUUCCAAAUGGAUGGCCAUCAUCACUCGCUGCAGAAACUAUCAAUAGAGAAAAGCUGUGAUUCAGUUACAUCCUUCUCGUUGUUGGAUUCCUUUCCAAAUCUCGUGCAUGUUAAUAUCAAUGGCUGUGGAAACAUGGAGUGUAUUGUGGUGUCACGUUCUCUUCCAUGUCUCCGUUCUUUACGUAUCAUCGGGUGUAGGAGUUUGAAAUCUGUGUCAACGCUAUGGAUGGCAGCACCUCAGCUAGAGCUUCUCACAUUACUGGGUUGCCCAGAGGUUGAUUUGUCUCCUACAGGGGAUGGGGAUCCACACCGUAGCCUCAGAUAUCUUGGACUCAGCUACAGCGAGAAACUAGUGAGCAGUGCAGCAUUCAUGAAUUCGCAAUUUCACGAGUGUGAAGAGCCUCCCAAAGGAAGGUUGGCUGCCUGCCUCCCUUGA
Messenger RNA from Arachis duranensis, 3177 nucleotides. Its product is annotated as putative disease resistance RPP13-like protein 1. Bases 205 to 3177 code for a protein of 990 amino acids. Gene Ontology annotation, biological process: defense response to other organism. Lineage: Eukaryota; Viridiplantae; Streptophyta; Magnoliopsida; Fabales; Fabaceae. The transcript has 3 exons. The record is from RefSeq and is a predicted model, not a curated record. Gene Ontology annotation, molecular function: ADP binding.